AGUGAAUUCUCCUGCUCAGAAAAGCCAGUCAUUGAGCAGAUUGACAGGAUAAAUGCUCCCCGUCCUCCCCUGAGCUGCCACUGUACACACACACACACGCUACACACAGACCGCCAACAGCAAUUAGCUCUCAGAGUGAUUAUCAGCCAUCCAACCGCAUGAUCGUUUUAUUUUCUCGAUAACAACGCCGAUGCACAACAGUGAGGUAAAACAGGUCAAACAUGAUGUGGAACAAUGUGGAGAGAGAACAAGACGUUCCCAUCGAUUCCAGAAUGUAAAUUUCAUCAACAACAACAACGAGACGAACAACCUGCCCUACAUCUGUGUCUAAAGGCCAGUCCCUGGUGUCAGUGCACACGGGCUCGCAGGUGUUUCAGGUUGCCAUGGUGGAGGUCCAGCUGGAGCCGGAACACGAGUACCCUCCAGGUCUGCUCAUAGCCUUCAGCGCCUGCACCACGGUCCUGGUUGCCGUCCACCUCUUCGCCCUCAUGGUCAGCACCUGCAUCCUCCCGAACCUCGAGGCCGUCAGCAACGUCCACAACCUCAACUCGGUCCACGAGUCUCCCCACGAGCGCAUGCACCGCCACAUAGAGCUGGCGUGGGCUUUCUCCACGGUCAUCGGCACGCUCCUCUUCCUCACGGAGGUCAUGCUCCUGUGCUGGGUCAAGUUCCUGCCGCUCAGGAGUAAAACGGAGAACAACGGCACCAUCAGCUCGGGCGAGGCCGCGGCCAUCGCCUCCACGUGCAUCAUGGUGCCGUUCGGCAUCGUCUUCAUCGUGUUCGCCGUGCACUUUUACCGCACGCUCGUCAGCCACAAAACGGACCGGCAGAUCCGGGAGCUGGAGCAGGUCAUCCGCCUCCAGAACCAGCUGGACCACAGGACCGAGAACGACGAGCUGAAGGCGGUCGCUCAUUUCCCGUGAUCGCCGCUCAACGAAUUCUCUCUCUGAAAAGCUUUGUAUUUAAUGUUUUUAUGAACGACGCUUAAGUGUUUGACUCCGUCCACGUUUGGAUGUACAUCCAGAACAUAGUUCUACUUAGUGGUAAAUCGUUGCUCUCGGGUUGCCAUGAUUUCUGUCAGUGGCAGAAUAACACAUUGUUAAAUACGUGGCUUCUACUGGUUUGAUAAGAAUUGAAGAUCCACAUUUUAUAUAGGUUCCAGAAGUCUUUAUAGUCCGUGUAGAACCGUAGGGAUGACGACUGCUAUUAGUCAGCCAAACGAGAUCCAGUUGCAUGUUCUCUCUGUACCUGUGUCGCUUUCCCUCGUCCGUCCCUCGCAAAAAUGUCCGUUUACAUUUAAAAACACUGGUGAAAGCCUCUGGUUACACAUGUAUACACACAGUAUAUACACAUACACGUCAUUUCUUGUUACAAAGACAGAAGAAUAACAAUAAAACUCACCAAAGGUCACCUACUGCGUCUAAAAUUUAAAUGACAGAACGUCCUGUGAGAGCUUUUACUCGCUGGAACAGAGAGAACGUUUCUAUGUCCACGUCCAUGUUUGUGUGCAAUCUAAGGCAACUGCGUCAGUCGUUGCUGCUGUACAUAUGUUACGUUUAAGAGAAGGUGGAUGUUCACAGUUAGCAUGAAGCGCGUGCUGUUUGUAAAGAAUGAAUUGUUACAAGUAUUAUUCUGUGUUGUUUACAAGCUUGAGCGUGUUCACACGGCGUGUAAAGUGUGGAGUUUGUAUUUCUCUCGUCCUGAGGCACAUUGUGGAAUUGUUGCUCGUGUUGUUUUUAUUUGUGUCUUUAAUGGUACGAAAACACGUCAGUCAGCGCUGUUACGAUUUCAUCUGCACAUCGUCGCUCGCAAUGUGCAUCCCCACUUACCAAAGAUGUUAAAGGAUAUACUGUAUUUACAGGAUUUAUUAAGGUGUCGGGACAUUUUUAUCAAUGUACUUUUACUUUUGAUGUGAUUUUAAAUACUUAAUCUGUGGUGAUGUUUGUCUUCUCGUGGUUCAUGGUGAGCAGAGGUGGAGAAGAGCACUGGAAUAUUCUACUCAAGUAAAAGUACUGCUCUACCAAUGUACUUAGUUACUUUUGGAACAAGGUCUGGGUUUUCUUGUGUCGUGCAAAAAGGACAAGGGAACACAAAUCCCACAUGGAUUGUUUUUAAAUGUGCUGACAAAAUGAAAUCUGAAAACACGUAAUGUGUCAGUCAAAAUGGGUCAAAGGUCACAAAUGCUUUAACUUUCUCACUCAGGGACCUUAAUUAACUCCAGUUCACCUGUCCUUAUCACUCACCUGUCAUCAUCCUCUUUAUUCACCGGUCCUCAUGAUUUACCUCUCCUCUUAAUUCAUCUUCUCUCUUUAUUCACCUGUCCUCAUCAUCCUCUUCAUACACCUGUCCUCAUGAUUCACCUGUCCUCUUAAUUCAUCUUUCCUCUUUAUUCACCUGUCCUCAUCAUCCUCUUCAUUCACCUGUCCUCUUAAUUAAUCUUAACUUUUUAUUCACCUGUCAUCAUCCUCUUUAUUCACCUGUCCUCAUCAUCCUCUUCAUUCACCUGUCCUCAUGAUUCACCUGUCCUCUUAAUUCAUCUUUCCUCUUUAUUCACCUGUCCUCAUCAUCCUCUUCAUUCACCUGUCCUCAUGAUUCACCUGUCCUCUUAAUUCAUCUUUCCUCUUUAUUCACCUGUCCUCAUCAUCCUCUUCAUUCACCUGUCCUCUUAAUUAAUCUCUCCUUUUUAUUCACCUGUCAUCAUCCUCUUUAUUCACCUGUCCCCAUCAUCCUCUUCAUUCACCUGUCCUCAUGAUUCACCUGUCCUCUUAAUUCAUCUUUCCUCUUUAUUCACCUGUCCUCAUCAUCCUCUUCAUCCACCUGUUUUUAUUUUUAUUUCAAAUUCAGGCCAACAUUUUGUUUUUACUCCGUGACAGAUGUGAUUUAAUACAUAGAUGAAGUUUAGUACUUCCGAAAAAAAACCACACUGAAGUAAAUGUAACUUUUAAAACGUAAAAGUAUGCAAAAAAAACUCCUCAGUUACUCAGUCAUGUGAGUAAAUGUACUUCAUUACAUUAGUUACAUUAGUAACGGUGCUGUAACAGCUGCUAAACACAGAAAACAUGGAUCUGGCCACCAGGCCCAGGCUCCACCAACAGCCACCAGAACCAGCUGCUCUGCCACCGGGCCCUGGGCCCCUCCAGGCCUGAGGCCUCCCCCAGGCCCAGCAUCACCUGCUCAGUUUAGUAAAACAAUCAUCAUCUCCAACUCAAUGCUAUUGUUGUAAGUGGACUGUGGACACUGUGGGACAAAGUGUUCUAUGAGCCUUUUUUAAACAAACAAAGAAAUGUCUCAGCUUUAUUUAUUUAACCCCGUGUAUGUUACUGUAAAUAGGGAGAGUGUUGCUGUUAUCAUUUCUCCAGAGUUUGUGUUUUGCCUGUUUGAAUAAAACACAUUGGAUUUGACGGA
Messenger RNA from Solea solea (common sole), 3405 nucleotides. RefSeq names its product calcium release-activated calcium channel protein 1-like. Lineage: Eukaryota; Metazoa; Chordata; Actinopteri; Pleuronectiformes; Soleidae. Gene Ontology annotation, molecular function: store-operated calcium channel activity. Bases 384 to 923 code for a protein of 179 amino acids. The record is from RefSeq and is a predicted model, not a curated record. Gene Ontology annotation, cellular component: membrane. Gene Ontology annotation, biological process: store-operated calcium entry. The transcript has 3 exons.